GAACGAACCAAUACUCACAACCAUUCCCAUCACUUUAUCUCCGACAAUAGACAAUUCAUCUCCUCGCAUGCUGUCGGUGGUUGACUAUUGUGGACUUCUUACAUUAGUCCGUCCGCCUUGAUAAAUAAUCACGACAAAGGGAACAAGGAGCGGGUGUCGCGUGCCAAAGUCAUCUCCAGCGACGAGAUUGGAGGAGACGAUCGACGAGGCAUUGGACCUAUCGAGUUCAAUCGAGUUCAUUUGGUUCAAAUUGAGAGCGAUCUGACCGUCCAUCCCAUAUCUAUCUACGCACACGUGGCCUGGGGUUGUUGGAGCCAGCCAGACCCAAAGCCACCUUGACAGCCUCCUCAACCGGGACCCCCUAAUCACCUACUUUCUAUCCAACACCCAACCAUGCCUCCACCACCAGCACGCAAUCCCUCUCCCGGUCCCGGCGCAGACGGGUAUCAAACCGCAUUUAGCCGUGCCCAUCCCACAUGGCAGAAACUCCUCGUCACAUCCAUGAAACUCUCCACACCACUACUCAUCACAGCCACAUUAUUCGCCGCCGGUCUGAUGAAACGACCUCUCUGGGAACGUGUCUUUAUGUGGAGAGCUGCUAUGGUUAGUUUCCUGUCGCGGUGGGUUUUGGUUACUUGGACAAUUGCCUGGACUUUGAAUGGUUGGGAGCCGCCGGAUCAGCAGUUGGAUCAUCAACAUGAUGAAGAGUGAGGAUCGAGAGAGAGGAGGAAUGCGGCAAGCUGGUUCUUUCUUCCUCUUUGGGAGUAAUUCUCCUUGAUGAUGGAUUGAUCUAUCUAUCGCUGGGGAGGUGGAUGCUAGGAGCCCAACCUCAAUACAACCUUAUAUGGUUGCACCACCUUCGAUACCGGCCCGAGUCUCAUCGGCAAUCAUGUUCACACCGCAACGUCCGGCCUUGGAUCCACUCGAUCAUCAAAUCGAUGGACUUGUCCGUCAACCCAUCCAUCCACCAACCGUCUUUUAGCCGACUGGUUCGGCACAUUCCCCUUUCAUACUUCUGAUGGCAGCAAGGAAUACAGCACGGUCUUGAUAGGUGGAACUAUUCACAACUAGAGCUCACAGCCGCAUUUUCCUGGGACAGGCUCAAUCACACAUAAAGUCGAUUGUGCAGGGAUGCUAUUGGCAAGGCUCGAAUAAACAUUUCAAACUAUAGGGUUGCCAGCAUACUUCAGCAAUACGUUCUUACGAACACUCAAACCGCUCAAUAAGUGACUGAGUGAGGAGGAUGACCGAGGGAAUCUUAAAUGGAAUAGAUAUGAGCACAUCAUCCUCUAUCUUAGCGAAAUGAAAUAGUAUUGGUUAGAGAUAUCAUGAAACGUGGC
Molecule: messenger RNA, 1340 nt
Organism: Exophiala mesophila
Lineage: Eukaryota; Fungi; Ascomycota; Eurotiomycetes; Chaetothyriales; Herpotrichiellaceae
Exons: 1
Coding region: 394-711 (105 amino acids)
Source: RefSeq, a predicted model, not a curated record